CCAAUUAUCAAAAUUUUGUAAAGUUUCUGAACGACAAUACGGCAGUCACCAAAAUGGCGUCGUUGACGAGCUUAUUGCCAGCUCCGACACAGCAAGUGUGGGAUCGAGAUGAUGAAUUGAAGGCAAAACGAGUCGGCAGCGCGUUGGUUGUGUCCCAAACAAGUGUGCCACCUUAUGGACAGAGGAAAGGAUGGGUGCCGCGGGCAGAGGAGGACUUUGGAGAUGGAGGUGCGUUCCCCGAGAUCCAUGUGGCCCAGUAUCCCCUGGGCAUGGGUGCGCGAGGCAAGGAAAGCACGUCAAACGCCCUGGCCGUGCAGCUGGAUGAGACGGGCCGCGUCAAGUACUCUGCUAUUGCUAGGCAGGGGCAUAGCGCUGAUAAGAUAAUCUACUCCAAACUUACGGACCUGCUGCCGUCCGAGGUACUGGCGGAAGAUGACCCCACGCUCCAGAAACCGACCGAUGAUGACAUACAAGAUAUUACGGAGAAGACCAAGCUUGCCCUGGAGAAGUUGACAAACGCUAAGAUAUCUGCUGCUAUGCCCGUGAAAGCUGCCCCUAAAGCUGCGCCCGCGCAAUACAUCCGCUACACGCCCGCGCAGCAAGGCGGCGCUUUCAACUCCGGAGCUAAGCAGCGGGUCAUUAGGAUGGUAGAAGCCCAAUCGGACCCGAUGGAGCCGCCGCGUUUCCAAAUCAACAAGAAGAUCCCGCGCGCGGCGCCGUCGCCGCCCGCGCCCGUGCUGCACUCGCCGCCGCGCCGCGUGUCCGUCAAGCAGCAGCGGGAUUGGAAGGUGCCGCCCUGCGUCAGCCACUGGAAGAACGCCAAGGGUUACACAAUCCCGCUCGACAAGCGGCUCGCAGCGGACGGCCGAGGGUUACAGCAAGUGCGAAUCAACGAGAACUUCUCCAAGCUCGCCGAUGCGUUGUACAUCGCUGACAGAAAGGCCAGGGAAGCUGUGGAAGCCAGAGCACAGCUGGAAAGGAGAUUAGCGCAAAGAGAGAAGGAGAAAAAAGAAGAACAUUUGAGGGUUCUCGCGCAGAGGGCCAGGGAUCACAGAGCUGGUAUCCGAGCGCCGGAGGACGAGGAAGCACCACCAGAAGUCGACGAGUCCGGCCUCACCGUGGCAGAGAGAGACAAACUGCGUGCUGAGCGGCAUAAAGAGAGACAGCGAGAAAGGAACCUGGCUAGAGCUGCGCCGGACAAGAGAAACAAAAUGGCCAAGGACCGCGAACGUGACAUCUCUGAACAGAUCGCUCUAGGGCUCCCGGCCAAGAACACACAAGGCGGCGAGGGCAUGUUCGACCAGCGCCUGUUUAACAACAGCAAGGGCAUGGACAGCGGUUACGGCGACGACGAAGCGUACAACGUGUACGAUAAGCCUUGGCGCAACCAGGACAACGUGGGCUCGCACAUCUACCGGCCGUCGCGGAAUGCUGACAAGGACAACUAUGGAGAUAUCGACUCUAUUGUCAAUACUAGAAGGUUCGUGGCAGACAAAGAGUUUGCGGGCACCAGCAGUGGAAACGCUCGCGCCGGGCCCGUGCAGUUUGAGAAAGACGCGCCCGCGCCGAGGGAAGAACCGUCCCGAACCCAACCCGACGCAGACUUCGACCCGUUCGGUCUGGACCGGUUCCUGAGCGAGGCCAAGCGCGCCGACAAGUCGGGCCGCAAGCGCGACCACCACGACCGCCACGACCACCACAACAAGAAGCGCCGCGACUAGCGGAGGAUACUGAUUGGGUGAGUUAAUAACCAAGAU
This is a messenger RNA of Ostrinia nubilalis (European corn borer), 1757 nucleotides long. RefSeq names its product puff-specific protein Bx42 (gene Bx42). The transcript is spliced from 12 exons. NCBI's taxonomy places the organism in Eukaryota, Metazoa, Arthropoda, Insecta, Lepidoptera, Crambidae. Gene Ontology annotation, biological process: mRNA splicing, via spliceosome. Gene Ontology annotation, cellular component: spliceosomal complex. Bases 54 to 1721 code for a protein of 555 amino acids. The record is from RefSeq and is a predicted model, not a curated record.